AUGAAGAUCGUCUUCAUCACCACCUCCGCCGCCAUCGUCUGGUACAUGCGCCGCCACCCGCAGGUGCGCCGCACCUACGACCGGGACCAGGACACCUUCCGCCACCUCUUCCUCGUCGCCGCCGCCUUCGCCUUAUCUUAUUUGUAUGUGACCACCUUUUCUGAGAAACAUAUAUGCUGGGCAUUUUCGAUUUACCUGGAGGCAGUGGCGAUUCUACCUCAGUUAGUCCUACUCCAGAGAAGCAGAAAUGUCGAUAACUUGACUGGACAAUAUGUUCUCUUUCUCGGGGCCUACCGUGCAUUCUACAUUCUAAACUGGAUUUACCGUUAUUUCACGGAGGGUCACCAAAGCAGAUGGAUCCCCUGGAUUGCUGGUUUGGUCCAAACUGGUCUAUACGCAGAUUUCUUCUACUACUAUUUCUUGAGUUGGAAGAACAACGUGAAGCUCGAGCUGCCUGCCUGA
Molecule: messenger RNA, 462 nt
Organism: Triticum turgidum subsp. durum (durum wheat)
Lineage: Eukaryota; Viridiplantae; Streptophyta; Magnoliopsida; Poales; Poaceae
Source: the annotation of a GenBank genome assembly